AUGCCGCAGAAAUCACGAUGGAGCGUUUCUGUUCCGGAGGUGGACAUUCCUACCUAUCUUUUCGGCUCCCCUACAGCUCCACUAGGCGAUGCUCUCGCCUUUGCUGACGCUGAAGACCCAGAGACGCUGUGUAUGACCUGGACUGAGCUCCGUCUCUGGUCCCAGCGGUUAGCCGCAGGAUUACAAGCCGCGGGAUUAAAAGAAGGCGAUCGAGUAGUCAUCCUCAGCGGCAACGAUGUUCUAUUCCCCGUCGUGAACCUUGGCAUUAUCAUGGCCAGUGGCAUAUACCAGUCCGCGAAUCCGCACUCCAAUGCCCGCGAGUUGGCGUACCAGCUCAGCCUCACCACGCCGAGCUUCAUGCUGGCGAGCGAAGCAACUCUAGCCUGCGCUCUGGAUGCCGCCAAUAUGGUAGGCAUGGGGCGGGAACGUGUUUUCGUGUUUAACGAUGCUCCGCUCAUCAAGGAUGACGGCGGUGAUGAUAAUUUUAUAACUGAAGUGAAGCAUUGGAAGCAUUUACUGGCGCAGAAAGAGGUCGGCAGGCGCUUCGUUUGGAAGAAGCUAACUCCGGAAGAAUCGAAGUCCACAACCGUCUAUACAAUAAUGACAUCUGGAACCACUGGUCUCCCCAAAGCAGCGGAGGUUUCACAUUAUGGCAUUAUCGCAAACUGCGUUCAGACAGAUUUUAUGAUGAGCCUUGAUCCCAACCUUUGCACGAAAGAGCUGGUGGCCAAAAAUUCUAGGUGGCUGUGUACCAUUCCCCUCUACCAUGGCCUGGCACUGUGCUAUUUCUGCACCAUCUCCAUAGCGAGACGGGUUCCCUCGUACAUCAUGCGGCAGUACGAGAUCAACCGUUUGCUGGAAAACAUCCAGAGGUUUCAUAUCACGGAGCUGCACCUUGUGCCGCCCAUCAUCGUGGCCAUGACCAAGCAUUCUGCGGUGAAGAGUGGAAAGUAUAACAUCAGCAGCAUCACCAAGACUUUCUCGUGUGCUGCACCGUUAGGUCCAGAACCGACUUUCCAAUACGAGUCACUUUGGCCCCAGGGACACGUAAAUGUUAAGCAGGGCCUUGCAUCGACUGAAUCCUGCUGCAAUACUAUCGGUUGGGAUCCUACCCUAACGGCAGUAGCCGGCUCCGUUGGAGAACCUAUGCCGAACUGUGAGAUCAAGUUGAUGGAUGAUGAGGAGAAUGAGGUUGCGCCGGGACAAAGCGGGGAAAUAUGGUUCCGUGGUCCGAACAUUAUGAAGGGUUACUGGCAAAACAAAAAGUCGACCGAUGAGACUAUUACCCAAGAUGGAUGGUUGAGGACAGGAGAUGUGGCACGCCAGGACGAGAAUGGGUGGUAUUAUGUCGUGGAUCGGAAGAAGGAAAUGAUCAAGGUGAAAGGCGUCCAGGUGUGGCCUGCUGAGCUCGAAGCAAUCCUUCUCGGCCACCCUGCUGUCAAUGAUGCUGCCGUCAUCGGCGUGAGAAAAGACGACGAGGAGUACCCUCGUGCCUAUGUUGUGGCAGCGCCGGGAGCUUCCGUUUCCGUGGACGACAUCAUUCAAUUCGUCAACAACAAGGUAUCAACGGUUAAGAGACUCACAGGCGGUGUUGUCUUCACCGACGCCAUCCCCAAAGCUCCGUCUGGGAAGAUUUUGCGACGAUUUAUCAGAGACGCUAUCGCGAAGAACUCGAAAUUGUAA
Molecule: messenger RNA, 1683 nt
Organism: Penicillium samsonianum
Lineage: Eukaryota; Fungi; Ascomycota; Eurotiomycetes; Eurotiales; Aspergillaceae
Product: acyl--CoA ligase
Exons: 6
Coding region: 1-1683 (560 amino acids)
Biological process (GO): secondary metabolic process
Molecular function (GO): CoA-ligase activity
Source: RefSeq, a predicted model, not a curated record